AUGCAGACACAGACAGAGGACCUAGAGGCUACGAAAGUCGAGCUUGCCGAGGUGGUCAUCGACAAAGAGGGCAGCCAAAUGGAACUCCGAUCCGAAGUCGAUGCGCUAAAGCAGCUGACCGGGGUGCAAAGCCAGAGCGAGCUGCUCAAACAGCUGCAGGAUUCCCAGUUAGAGGCCGUGGACAAGAAAAUUUCCGAGGCCGUGGAGAAGGAAGCUUCCUCUCUUCGCCAGCUUCUGGAGUCCAGAGCUCUGCUCGCGGAGGAGAAAUCCUCGCAGAAAGCUGAGACCAUUCGUGAAAGCGUCGAGAAGAAGCUCGAGGAAGGCCUGCUUGAGAAGGUGAACAUGGACUUGAUCUCCAAAAUGGAUGCCGUCAUGGAUCACCUCUCACAAACACAGGUUGAGAUGGAGACGCAGCAGAAGGGGAUCAUUGAGAGAGUUGAGGGUUAUCGUCGAAAUCUGGAUGAGACCAGUGACCUCUCCCGGCGCAUCUCCUCCUUGCAUGAGUUGCUUGAACCUCGUGUGACUGUCAUGGAGGAAUGGCGAGAAAGUGCGGACAGUGCCAUCCACCAGAUUCAGAGCGAGAUGAAGGAUUCUGUCAAGGAGAUUCGGACCCCCAAUCCGACGCAGCCGACCACACCGAACUCUGUCAAGGCCCAGGUGCAAUCCAGUGACGCCGAGGGCAGCCGCCAUGCUACUGCCAGCAAUGGCGCCGCAGAGCUGGCCGACGCCCUAAGUGUUUGCCCGCGUCGAAAGCGCGUCUGUAGCGCCGGCCGGCUCGAUCCCACCGAAGACUUUGAUGGCUCCUGUCCCGGCGCCGCCGAAGGCAUGGACGUCAACCUCGGAUGGAUGGCGCUAUACGCAGUCUGCGGCGGCUCCCCCGAAAGUGUGGACCCUCAGCGCACCCGCAGUUCGGUUGCCGCUCUUCAGUGGGGGAAAUUCGGCCCCUUUGCCGAAGCACUGACGCAGUGCAGAAGUGAGCAAAUGUACCUUCCAGAGACAAGAGGUCUCUACUCCGACCUGCCAACAGCAGUACCAGUGAAAAGCUUGCCCGGGUGCAGGUGUUCACUCUGCCCAGCCCGGGUCUUCGAUCUUCUCGGCUUCGCGCGACCAACUCAGCGAGAAAUCGUGGUCUGCCCACAGACGCGUCACCGGGGAGGCUCGCAGCGGCUAGUUUCAGGAACCCUUGAUUGGGGUGGGGCAGAGGCCGACUUCUCUUCGAUUCUGUCGAGGAACAUUGACAUCAUCAAAGGUCCUUCCUUUGUCAAGAAGCUAAACGAGUACCUCGAGGACGUUGAGAGUCACCCAAGGGAGUUCCAGACUGUGGUAGCGGCAAGACGCGCGUCCUUCGCCCACUGGACGGCAGCGGUGCCAUGA
Messenger RNA from Symbiodinium necroappetens, 1374 nucleotides. NCBI's taxonomy places the organism in Eukaryota, Dinophyceae, Suessiales, Symbiodiniaceae. The record is from the annotation of a GenBank genome assembly.